AUGCCACCAGCCUUACGUCUUCCACUGAAUGGCAUCGACGUUAAGCCGAAACUGCUGCAGUCUAAGGAUUAUCAGCCACCUUUGCAUAGAAAGAAACCAAAACCUCCUCUUCCACCCCCCAAGAGCACUUCAUGGAAAGAUGCCGAUAGAAGACGUGAAGGUGGUCGACGGCCGUCUAAAGACGAAUUUCUCUUCGAUCUGUUCAAGGACGCUGUUUAUUCUUACGUAAUUGAUCGAGAAGUCUUCACCGAUGGAGUGAUCAAUGAAGCAGUGGAUGUCGCUAUGGAGCAAUGGAGUGACCAGAUUUCCUGGGUGGGCUGUCUUUUACAAUCUAUCGACUCACUGAAUGGAGUCUCCAACUUUCAGGACGAUCUCGAACACCUAAGGGAAGAAAUUUUCGACGAGUUAGGUGUUGUCUACAAGUACUGGAAGCAGGUCGAUCACUCCAACCUCGUCUGGUUCAUCAUUUUCAGAGAUCAAAUCAGGCAGUGGAAGGUAUGGACUUUCACCUACGUUGACUUCCACAAAUAG
Haemonchus placei is the source of this 531-nucleotide messenger RNA. NCBI's taxonomy places the organism in Eukaryota, Metazoa, Nematoda, Chromadorea, Rhabditida, Trichostrongylidae. The record is from the annotation of a GenBank genome assembly.